GAAACACAUUUUCUCCGAUUUUGUUACCAAACAACACACAAAACUCUGUCAGUCUUCAUUCUCUUACUCCUUUAUUUUUGUUUGCCCGAGUUCCGACAAUGGCUUCAGCAUCAGCGACAGCUACUCUUCUCAAACCCAAUCCUCCGCCGCAUAAACCGUCCAUCACCGCCUCCGUAUCUCCGCCUCUUCCUCCCCCACGUCGCAACCACCUCCUCCGCCGCGAUUUCCUCUCUCUAGCGGCCACAUCCACGGUUCUGAUCCAAUCAAUCCAGUUUCUAGCUCCGGCGCCGGUCUCUGCCGCCGAAGAUGAAGAGUAUAUUAAAGAUACAUCGGCAGUGAUCAGUAAAGUUAGGAACACGCUUUCGAUGGCGAAGACAGAUCCGAAUGUGGCUGACGCGGUGGCUGAGCUGAGAGAAGCGUCCAACUCAUGGGUUGCCAAGUACCGGAAAGAGAAAGCUCUUCUCGGAAAAACUUCUUUCCGGGACAUUUACUCGGCGUUGAAUGCGGUUUCGGGUCAUUAUGUGAGUUUUGGUCCGACGGCUCCGAUUCCGGCGAAGAGGAAGGCGAGGAUUCUUGAAGAGAUGGAGACUGCUGAAAAAGCUCUCUCAAGAGGCAGAUAAAAUCAUUACAGUGUGAGAGACCUAACAAUUUCUUGAAUUCGCUUUUUUUUUAAAAAAAAAUGCCAAUCAUAUUUAUAUUAGAAGAGAAACUUGAAUUCGCUUUGCUCUCUCAUGCACCUUUUUUUUUUUUGGUUUUUCCUGUGUAAAAUACUUAAUGUCCUGCAUAUGAUAAUUUGCUUAAUUAUCAUUUAUCAGAGAUACUUUUUAUCUAGUAAAAUCAAAAUCUAUUUUCUCAA
Messenger RNA from Camelina sativa (false flax), 856 nucleotides. NCBI's taxonomy places the organism in Eukaryota, Viridiplantae, Streptophyta, Magnoliopsida, Brassicales, Brassicaceae. The record is from RefSeq and is a predicted model, not a curated record.